CCGUUUUGAGAGUCCAGAAAGUACAGCACCUGUUUCCAGUCGUUGGUCAGCCAUGUCCGUGAAACCGAUUCGGGAGCAUGCAGGCAAGGCUUUGUUGGAGAAGCUGCUGCCAGAGAUUUCUGGGGGCAAGCACAAGAUGGGUCAUGCCGGAGUUCUCGUGACACCCUCCGUGUUGGAUUCCACCAGCAAUGGCAGUUGGGACAAGAUCUUGGAGCAGAACCCCUGGUUGAAGACCACCAACUUGGUGGCCAAGCCAGAUCAGCUGAUCAAGCGACGUGGCAAGGCUGGCCUGAUUGCGGUGAACAAGACUUUUGACGAGGCAAAGCAGUGGGUGAUGGACCGAAUGUGCAAAGAGCAGAAAGUCGAGCACGUGACUGGGCAGCUCACGCACUUCCUCGUCGAACCUUUUGUGCCUCACAAGCAAGAACAGGAACACUACAUCUGCAUGCUUUCCCAUCGCUACCAUGACGAAAUUCUCUUUUACCAUGAAGGUGGGGUGGAUGUCGGCGAUGUGGAUGCAAAGGCUGAGCGUUUGGAAAUUCCAACAGGUGAGGCUUUGACGGAAGCUACCGUGACCCAGAAGCUGCUCACCAAACUGAACCCUGCAAAGCAGGGAAACAUGGCCUCGUUCAUUUGCAGUUUGUACAAGUUCUACACUGACUUGCACUUUGCAUACUUGGAGAUCAACCCUUUGGUCAUGUUGGAUGACAACACCGUGGUGCCACUAGACAUGGCAGCCAAACUUGAUGAGACUGCCAACUUCCUGACCGCACAGAAGUGGGGAGAGCUUGAUUGGCCACCUCCCUUUGGCCGCGCAGCAUAUCCUGAGGAAGCUCUGAUCCGAGACAUGGAUGGCCGAACGGGUGCAUCCCUGAAAUUGACGAUCCUCAAUGAGAAGGGCCGUGUUUGGACCAUGGUUGCAGGAGGAGGUGCUUCUGUGGUGUACGCAGACACGGUUGCAGAUUACGGCAUGGGCCAUGAACUUGCCAACUACGGUGAGUAUUCUGGAGCCCCUUCCACUGAAGAGACUUUUGUCUAUGCCAAGACUCUGCUUUCUUUGAUGAUGAAGUACAAGCACCCAGAAGGAAAGUUCCUGAUCAUUGGUGGUGGCAUUGCCAACUUCACCGACGUUGCAGCAACCUUCACAGGCCUCAUCAAGGCUCUGCAGGAGUAUGCCGAUGACAUCAAGGAGAACAAGAUCAAGAUCUUGAUCCGUCGUGCAGGGCCAAACUACUUGGAAGGUUUGCGUAAGGUCAAGGCCGCCAGUGACAAGUUGGGCCUUGGCAUCAAGGUUUAUGGUCCUGAGACCCACAUCACCGCAAUCAUCCCCAUGGCCCUGGGCCUGGUGGACCCUCUUCCAGAGCCAGACCUUUCCGCUCCAGCUGGACCACCUGUCCGCAAAAUGAUUGACCUCAAGGGAGCCAAGCCAGUCGGCAAGGGCCACCCACCAGCACCCGCAGGAACUAAGCACACCUUGGUCACAGCCACGCCAGACACCACAUCGAUUGUCUAUGGUAUGCAGAACCGCGCUGUUCAAGGAAUGUUGGAUUUCGACUACAUGUGCAAACGCAAGAAGCCUUCCGUCGAGGCUAUGAUUUUCCCUUUCUCCGGUUGCCUGCCUGUGAAGUUCUACUGGGGCACUGAAGAGAUCUUGAUGCCUGUCUACACCACCACAAAGGAGGCAGUGCAGAAGCACCCCAACACUUCCGUGUUCGUGAACUUCGCGUCAUUCCGAUCAGUGCACGAGACAACCCUGGAGGCAAUGAACUACACCAACCUCAAGACCAUCGCCAUCAUUGCAGAGGGUGUGCCAGAGCAACAGACCCGCGACAUCAUCAAGGUCGCAGAGCAGAAGGGUGUAGGCAUCAUUGGCCCAGCCACUGUGGGUGGCAUCAAGCCGGGCUGUCUGCGCAUUGGCAACACUGGCGGCAUGUCAACCACCCAGUUGGACAACAUUGUGAUGUCUCGCCUGUACCGCCCUGGAUCUGUUGCCUAUGUCUCCAAGUCCGGAGGAAUGUCCAAUGAGCUGAACAACAUCGUUGCCCGCAACUCCGAUGGUGUUUAUGAAGGUGUGGCAAUUGGCCCUGGCCUCAAAGCCUUCAGAUGCCUUCAGGUCGUGUGGCUAACUCUGUACCACUACCGCACCAGUGCUGUUCUGCAUGUUGGCAAGGUGGUGACCGCUACCCUGGCAGACGACCCCAAGGCAAAGAUGCUGCUCUUGCUGGGUGAAGUUGGUGGCCUGGACGAGUACGACCUCAUUGAGGCCAAGAAGAAGGGCCGCAUCACAAAGCCAGUGAUUGCCUGGUGCGUCGGUACUUGCGCAUCCUGCUUCACCACCGAGGUGCAGUUCGGACAUGCCGGUGCCCAGGCUCGAGGUGACAUGGAGACUGCAGCUGCGAAGAACAAGGCCAUGAAGGAAGCAGGAUUUUUCGUCCCAGACUCCUUCGACAAAUUGCCGGACAUGAUCAACCAGGUUUACACACAGCUCGUCAUGGAGGGCGAAAUUGUGGAGACGCCAGAAGGCGAGACCCCUCAGGUGCCAAUGGACUAUACCUGGGCCAAGAAGCUGGGCAUGAUCAGGAAGCCUGCCAACUUCAUCUCAUCUAUCUCUGAUGAUCGUGGAGAGGAGCUCACCUACUGUGGCAUGUCUAUCUCCGAUGUCUUCACGAAGGACAUUGGCAUCGGAGGCGUGCUUUCUCUGCUGUGGUUCCGCCGACAGCUCCCGGAAUACUGCACCAAGUUCAUUGAGAUGAUUUUGAUGGUCACCGCAGACCACGGCCCUGCAGUGAGUGGUGCACACAACACCAUUGUCACAGCCCGCGCAG
This is a messenger RNA of Cladocopium goreaui, 2825 nucleotides long. The record is from the annotation of a GenBank genome assembly. Lineage: Eukaryota; Dinophyceae; Suessiales; Symbiodiniaceae.